Messenger RNA from Aspergillus vadensis CBS 113365, 801 nucleotides. Its product is annotated as fasciclin domain-containing protein. The annotation marks the transcript as partial. Gene Ontology annotation, biological process: macroautophagy. NCBI's taxonomy places the organism in Eukaryota, Fungi, Ascomycota, Eurotiomycetes, Eurotiales, Aspergillaceae. The record is from RefSeq and is a predicted model, not a curated record. The transcript has a single exon. Gene Ontology annotation, cellular component: fungal-type vacuole membrane.
AUGAAAAACCCCCUCUGGGCCCUCGUGGCCUUACCCUUCACCACCGCCCUCGUCUUCCCAUUCCACCAUGAUGCCCUCCCCGAAGACGACAAUAGUAUCACCAUCGCCGACAAGAAUAUAGACUCCGACCUAAUCAAUGGCAUAACCACCACCCUCGCAACAGCCCUCGACCACCUCACAACCGACAUCUGGCCCACCAUCGUGAACAACUACCUCAACUACAACCCUAGUGAUUCACCCCAUCUCUACGCCCAGCACGUCUCCGAACUCGCUCCGCCCUUCCGCCAUCCCACUCCACCCCCAUAUCUCCGCCACCCCGCAUCCAAUAAGACCCUCUACGACCUCAUCCUUUCCAACCCGGAUACUUCCAUUCUCGCUCACUUCAUCCGCAACGACCACCACCUUACAAACCUUCUCAACACUACCUCCACCAACCUCACCUUCUUUGCUCCCACCGACGAAGCCAUUCGCAAACUUUACCAUCACCACCACCAUGAACACAAUACCAACAACAACAAUAUUAAAAAAACCCACAACCAAAUCCACCACAUCCUCACCUACCACACCGUAAAGGGCUCCUAUCCCAUCGACAAACUCUUCCAUUCACACACCAUCCCGACCUAUAUUCACACUGAACAUACCACCCUCCCCCAACGCAUCACCAUCCAUCCAAUCAUAACCCGCGACCUGAUGCUCAACUUCCACAGCCGCAUCAUAUCUCUCGAUAAACACGCCUCCAACGGUAUCCUAUACCACAUCGACUCGGUUCUCAUGCCUCCUCCUUCUACCCUCACUAUACUU